This is a messenger RNA of Cyclopterus lumpus (lumpfish), 4654 nucleotides long. RefSeq names its product nodal modulator (gene nomo). The transcript is spliced from 31 exons. The record is from RefSeq and is a predicted model, not a curated record. Gene Ontology annotation, molecular function: carbohydrate binding. NCBI's taxonomy places the organism in Eukaryota, Metazoa, Chordata, Actinopteri, Perciformes, Cyclopteridae. The coding region runs from base 67 to 3732 and encodes 1221 amino acids. Gene Ontology annotation, cellular component: endoplasmic reticulum membrane.
UCAGCUGGUACGGAACCGGAGGCAGCGUGCUGUUGCUCGGCUCAUCGAGAGAUCAGUCAGCUAAAAAUGUUGAGAAUUACUAUUCGGGCGGACGUGGGAGCCCUCUGGGUGUUAUUCUGCAUCACCUAUUCCCAGUUCUUGACCGUCUCCUCCGACGACAUAGUGGUGGCAUGCGGCGGCUUCGUGAAAUCCGACGUUGAGAUCAAUUACUCGCUGAUCGAGAUCAAACUGUACACCAAACAAGGUUCCUUGAAAUAUCAAACGGAUUGUGCUCCAAUCAAUGGCUACUUCAUGAUCCCUCUCUAUGACAAGGGAGACUUUGUUUUGAAGAUCGAGCCACCUCUUGGGUGGAGCUUUGAGCCGACCAGUGUUGACCUCCAUGUGGAUGGAGUGAGUGACAUCUGUACAAAAGAAGAAGACAUCAACUUUGUUUUCACUGGCUUUUCAGUGUCCGGAGCGGUUCUGAGUAAAGGCCAUCUCCUGGGUCCAGCUGGUGUAGAAGUCAAACUCACUCGAGCGGGAACAGAGGAGCGACUUCAGAGUGUCCUCACACAGCCUGGAGGAAAGUAUACCUUUUUAAAAGUACUCCCUGGAAAUUAUGACAUCACAGCUGCCCAUCCCUCCUGGACUCUGGAGCAGAGCACCACCUCAGUGCUCGUUUCCAAUGCCAAUGCCCCGGCCGUCGACCUUCUGGUCGUCGGAGGCUACGAUGCCUCGGGGGAGGUCCGCAGUGAUGGGGAGCCCAUGAAAGAGGUCACCUUCCUGCUGUACUCAGCCAAUGUCAAGAAAGAGGACAUUGGGGGCUGUAACAUGUCUCCAGUGGAGGGGGCAGAUUCUGGGGACAGCUCCCUGGUCUACCUGUGCAGCGCUUUAUCCAGGGAAGAUGGGACCUUCGUCUUCCCCUCACUGGCCAGCGGCGAGUACACCGUGGUGCCCUUCUACCGUGGAGAAAGGAUCACAUUUGAUGUAGCUCCUUCUAGGAUGAAUUUCAACGUGGAACACAACAGUUUGAAACUGGAGCCCAUCUUCCGCGUCAUGGGCUUCUCUGUGACCGGCCGAGUUCUCAACAGUGUGGGUGGGGAAGGUGUCCCCGAUGCCACAGUGUCCAUCAACAAUCAGAUCAAAGUCGUCAGCAAGGAGGACGGUUCUUUCCGGUUGGAGAACAUGACAGCUGGUACAUACACUAUUCGGGCCAGCAAGGAGCUCAUGCUCUUUGAGCCAAUCACAGUGAAGAUCGCCCCCAACACACCCCAACUUCCUGACAUCAUCACAGCUGGGUUCAGUGUGUGUGGCCAGAUCUCCAUCAGCCGCUUGCCUGAGGGCAUGAAGCAGCAGGGCCGCUACAAGGUCACUCUGACGCACCAAGGCCAGGACAAGGCCUCCAGCAGGACCAUCGACUCCGAUCCUCAGGGGGCCUUCUGCUUUCAGGCCAAACCUGGAGACUACAGUGUCCAUGUAUCGCUCCCCGAGCCGGAGGUGAAGGCGGGCCUUGCUCUGCAGCCUCAGGCCCUGGAGGUCUCCCUUGUGGACCGGCCCCUCACAGACCUGCUUUUCACCCAAUUCAUGGCUUCAGUCUCUGGAAAAGUCUACUGUUUAGCCUCCUGUGAUGACCUGUCGGUAACCCUGCAACCAGUGAGUCGGCAGGGAGAGAGGAAGACAAUGGCUCUGUCUGGCAGCAGUGACAUCCUCAGCUUCUCCUUUGACGAUGUUCUACCAGGGAAAUACAAAGUGAGCAUUCCUCAUGAGGAGUGGUGCUGGAAGCAUAAGUCUACGGAAGUGGAGGUUCUGGACUCUGAUGCUUUGGGGGUGGAGUUCAGACAGAUUGGCUACAUCCUGCGCUGCUCCCUCUCCCAUGCCAUUACCUUGGAGUUCUUCCAAGAUGGCAGCAAACCUGAGAACGUUGGCGUGUACAACCUCUCUAAGGGAGUCAACCGCUUCUGCCUCUCGAAACCUGGUGUUUACAAAGUCACCCCUCGCUCCUGCCACCAGUUUGAGCAGGACUUCUACACCUACGAUACCUCGGCCCCCAGUAUCCUGACCCUCACCGCAGUGCGGCAUCACAUGACUGGGCUUAUCACCACUGACAAGAUCCUAGAUGUCACAGUUACUAUCAAAUCAUCUAUUGAGAGUGAGCCGGCGCUGGUUCUGGGUCCCCUGCGGAGCCUGGAGGAGCAGCGGCAGGAGCAGCAGCUGCAAGAGAUUCAACUGCGCCGCCAGGAACGAGAGCGCCGCGCUGCUGAAGAGGACGGCGGUGCCAGAGACGAUAGCCCUCCUAUCCAAGAGAAGGCUGAUGAACUGACCGGCCCCUUCCACUAUGAGUUCUCGUACUGGGCCAGGGCUGGAGAAAAGAUCACAGUGACACCGUCAUCCAAGGAACUGCUCUUCUACCCUCCUGAGGUAGAAGCCACUAUCACUGGAGAGUCGUGUCCAGGUCGGCUGGUGGACAUCGCAGGGCGCGCAGGUCUCUUCCUGGAGGGCAAGGUGUCACCAGAGCUCCAGGGUGUGGAGAUCUCCAUCACUGAAAGAGGAGCUGCUGCUCCACUCAUUACUGUGGCCACUAAUGAGAUGGGAGCAUACAGUGUGGGUCCGCUCCACAGCGACCGACAGUACAACAUCAGUGCCAGUAAAGAAGGUUUUGUCCUCAGUCCUGUGGAGGGAACCCAGGGACAUUUCAAGGCGUUCGCUCUGGCUGGCGUCACCUUCAAGAUUAGAUCGGAGGAGGGUGUUCCCCUAUCGGGCGUCCUCCUGUCUCUGAGUGGAGGACAGUUUCGCUCCAAUCUGUUGACUCAGAACACCGGCCUGCUCACUUUUAAUAACCUGAGUCCUGGUCAGUAUUACUUUAAACCCAUGAUGAAGGAGUUUCGCUUUGAGCCGGUGUCUCAGAUGAUCACAGUGGAGGAAGGUCAAAACCUCAGUAUCGACAUAACUGGCAUUAAGACUGCUUACAGCUGCUACGGAGCAGUGCAGUCUCUGAGUGGGGACCCGGAAAGGGACGUGGCCGUGGAGGCGUUGGGGCAGGCAGAGUGUAGCCUGUACAGCGAGGACACCGUCACCGAUGAGGAGGGUCGCUUCAGACUGAGGGGUCUGUUGCCGAGUUGCAAAUAUCUAAUUCAGCUGCGAGCAGAAGGCAACGACCACAUAGAGAGGGCCUUACCACAACACAGAGCUAUUGAGGUCGGCAGUACUGACAUUGAAGGGGUCAACAUCAUCGUCUUCAGGCUAAUCAACCAGUUUGACCUCAGUGGAAACGUCCACACAUCCUCUGAACAUCUCGCAACACUAUCGGUGAAGCUUUACAAAAGUGACAAUCUGGACAAUCCAAUCAACAGCGUCUCUCUGGGACAGUCCCUUUUCUUCAACUUCCCUCCCCUGGACAGAGAUGGAGAGAGCUAUGUGCUGAUGCUGUACUCCACACUGUCCCGCUCCCAGUAUGACUUCACUCUGCCUCAGGUCACCUUCACCUCCAACGGCUACCACAAGCACAUCACACUCACCUUCAACCCCUCUCGUAAAGUGCCUGACCAGGAUGUUGCCCAGGGCUCCUACAUAGCUCUGCCCCUCACUCUGCUGCUGCUGCUGGCAGCAUACAACCACGAAAAGGUAAUCCCCCUCCUGUUACAGUUGGUGAACCGUAUCCAGGGAGUGAGGAGCAUGGCCCAGGCCAGCGGGGACAACGCUGCUCUGGAUGAAGCCAAACGUCAGGCUAAGAGACCGAAGGCCAGACGUACAUGAGGACACAACCACAGCUCACCUCAGACCACAUCCUAGGACACUAAAUAGUACACUUGCAGCCAUGGUGACAGCCUCACAGAGCACUGCAUGGUUAGCUCUGGAGUAGAUGCUGGUUCACCAAAUACACCUCUUAAUGUUUGGAGUGGCUUAUUGUGGGUGCUCGUGAACUGUUUAGUGCACUGAGAUGUGAUUUGAGAGUGAAGCCCAACACGAACCACUCGACCUGCAUUACCACCACCACCUCAUCAGCCAAUCAGAUUCACUGGACUGAGCUGACAUUUUACAGGUUGCUUUCUUCUGUUUUUUUUUAGAACUCCAGAACUCAUUGUUUCAGAAAAUUGUUAAUAUUUGUGAUAGAAUAUGAGCCAUUUUUAUACCUUUGUAAUUUAUCUAGGUCAACAAAAAAUAUUUUGCUUGUGUUUUAAAAGCACUUGAAUGCUUUUGAUAUCAGUUCUAACUGUGAGGCAACGAUGAUGAUCAUGUGUCUCACCAGCAUUUGGGCCAAUUCAAAAAAUACUCCUCAUAAUUUUUGAAAGAUCUAAUCAUAAUUUCCAGUAUUGGAUAUAUAAAAUAUAUUAAGUUUAAUUUAAUUGAUUACUGUGAAAUCAAAUGAGAAUCAAUAAGAUUUUGAACUUGUGAAAUGAUCAGAAAUAUUUGUUUUGUAUUACUGGUUGCAUGCGUAAUUUGUAAAUGUAAGUUUGUAAAUUUGUAAUGAAUAUUAUAUUUCUUUUUAAACUUUAUUUCACAAGCUCCAAAUCUUUUUGACUUGUAUUUGACCCAGUAGAUCUGACAGUAAAAUGAGUUGACUUAUAAAUGCCAUCACAAACGUGGGCUUGAGUAACUACUGUGAUUGAACGACAGCCAACGCUGUUGACAAGCUAAUAAAUGCUUUAUGUCAUAGCCGAUCAUGUGACACCCACGA